This is a messenger RNA of Drosophila gunungcola (fruit fly), 1236 nucleotides long. RefSeq lists its product as uncharacterized. The transcript has 2 exons. The record is from RefSeq and is a predicted model, not a curated record. NCBI's taxonomy places the organism in Eukaryota, Metazoa, Arthropoda, Insecta, Diptera, Drosophilidae. Bases 183 to 563 code for a protein of 126 amino acids.
GUACCACCUCUACCACCUACGCCAGAGUAAAAGGUUUUGGUUUUUGUCUUGUUGCUUUGUGUGAUUCUCGACUCUCUGUUCUGCGUCUGCGUCCCGUUCUCGUGGCCAAAAAGAAAGAAAGGCAAGCGAACGUUUUCGCUCCGUGUUCGUGCUCAAUCUUAAAUUCGAAAUAAUCUUAAAAAAUGUCUCGCAGUGCGUACCUGCUGUGUGUGCUGUUUUUAGGCGCCAGUUGCUUGGUUUUUAGUGCGAGUGCUGCGCGGAAUUAUCGCAAGGGUUACAAGACAACGGAGCCGCCCACCACGCCACCGCCUCCCCAGACGCCCAAGGAAUAUCUGGACAGUCGGCCCGGAAUCUCCACAUUUGGCAUCAUUGCCAUUAUCUUCACCGUAAUCGUCCUCUGCCUGAUCUUCUACUACGGCAUCAUUUGCUACCCCUUACUGUGCCGCGAUGAGAAGAAAUAUAGGUUUAUGGACGUGUCCUCGACGAUUACUGCUGCCACAUCGCGCUCCAUUCAGUCAAUAGAGAAUUAUCCCGAUCAGAAGCACCACCAUCAGUUGGCCUGAUUUGAGGUCUAACCAUCCGAAGGAUCGUGGUUUAGUUUAACUUCUAUAUAGUAACUCAAAAAAGACUUCAACGCCAGCCAGAAACGAAAAUCCAUAAGUAUGAUUCAGAUUAUAAGUCCAAAGCGAAACCGACAAGAAAUAUCCCCAAAAUAGAUAUUUUAUUAACUAAUUUGCAUAGGAAACCUGAUUAAUAUAAGCUACAAUCUUUUCGUAUAGACUCAAAACGAAUUUCCUGCUCUUAUUACCGUAUCCCAUAAUAUUUGGAAAAUAUAAAAUCUCAAGAAAAGUCGAAUUUUAACAGAGUCAAGACACUAGGUACAAAUAAGAACACAAAAAAAAUGUAGCUUAAACAACAAGUUUACCCAUUUACUUGUUUGGUUACAAUAUUUACGAAUUACAAAAAUACCUUCAAAUCCAUUUCAUACCUUAAUGUUACUUGUCAGUUGCACUUAAGGGCCACAAAGCAAUAACCAGUUAAGAAGUUCCCUGGAAAGGGAAUUAAUCAUUCAUAAUUGUAAAUUGGGUUUCCUACGCAUCCCCGACCGUUUCUUUAUCUGUUGUUCCUCUUAAUCCCAGGCUCAACAAGUUUGGCCUGUCCUCCGACCCUUUUUACCUUUUCCCUCCUGCAUCUUCGCUCUUUUUAUUUCUUUUUAUACAGGUAGUUUUAGCCGUU